Molecule: messenger RNA, 4428 nt
Organism: Felis catus (domestic cat)
Lineage: Eukaryota; Metazoa; Chordata; Mammalia; Carnivora; Felidae
Gene: TMEM196
Product: transmembrane protein 196
Exons: 5
Coding region: 1126-1683 (185 amino acids)
Source: RefSeq, a predicted model, not a curated record
GUCUAGCUCUUUAGAGUGUGGAAUUCCUGGGUGAAAGUCCAUAGGGGUCCUAGUGAAUUUAGGAGUCUGGCCUUUCUCCAUCCCUUCGGCUCUCUCUGCCUUUCUAUUUCUUUGCCCACUGUGCCCCCACCCUACCCCGUGUAUACGCAAAAGAAAGUUUUACACAGAAUGAGCUCCGCGUUGACGUAGGCAUCCCUCCCCUUCCAUCUGGAUACAAACCCAGAAGGGAGCAAGCAGGGGAGAUGCGAAGGCAGGGAUCGCGAGGAUCAUUGUGGUUAGGGUCCCCAGGGGGGGCCGAUCAGGAGCCAGCCAAGAGUAUUGGUUCUAGACCCACAAAUAGAUCAGGCUUUUCCCUCCUCCAUCAACCUCUCAAAUACCAAUGAGGUCACUGAAAUGAAAGAGAAUCAGAGCAAGAGGCAGGGGGAGGAAGAGGACGACGAGGAGGGAGAAGAAACCCAGACGGAAAAAGGCCAUCAGACAAGGUCGCUUUUUCUGGCGACACAGCAACUACGAGGAGCGUGGUGCUGAAUAUAUCCGCCCGCUCAGCCUGGAGACCGAGGGACUCGCAGAAGCACUUUGUGUUACCACGAAAACAAAGGAGAGGAGACGAGAGCGAGAGAGAGAGAGAAGCUCUGAACAGUUCCGCUUUGGAUCUCUGGGAAGCAAGGCUCAUCUCCUUGGCAAGGAAAGAAAGGGAAGCCUGAAGGGUCUGGGAGGCUACGAAGGAAGCAGGUUUCCUGCGGAGACUUGGGACGCGGCAGAACUCUGGACAGCGCCUCUCGAGCAGGGCUCCUUUACUCCUGGCUCCGCCAGGUUUCUGGCUCCUUCCUGAAAGCCCUUCUGCGGGUACACUCUCCUCUCCUGACCCCGACCACCGAACCCGGGAAAAUCCGACGAUCGCUGUCAGAACGUGCCAGGGGGCGGAGCGACUCUUGCCUCUGGCCCGGUCAGGGAAGAGGGUCUCCGGUUCUGGAAAUCUAGUCCCUGUGGAGAAUGCUUCGCUGGUGAAGAAAGAAAAGUUUUGGGGUCUGGUAGGGGGCGGAAGGGGUAAGGAGGAUAGUGGAAGAAAGAAGGUGGAUGGUUGGUUUCCCUCUCUGAUCUGGAAGGAAUGAUGACCGAGGAAGGAUGUGCACCAGCGGCCAGAUUAUUGGGAGCCUCUUGGUGCUCUCUGUGCUGGAGAUAGGGCUGGGGGUGUCCAGCGUGGCCGUGGGGGCGGUCAGCUUCAGCCUGGCCCUCCGAGAGCACAAGCCGCAGCUCGGAGACUCGUCCCCGGUAUGGAGCGGGGUGUGUUUUCUUCUUUGUGGCAUAUGUGGAAUAUUGUGCGCCAAAAAAAAAUCUGGACUUGUCAUGAUCCUUUUUUCUGCCUGCUGCAUCUGUGGACUCAUUGGGGGCAUCCUGAACUUUCAGUUCCUGCGGGCAGUGACGAAGAAGACCUCUUCCCUCUAUCCUCUGCAUCUCGCCUCCAUGUCUCUCGCGUGCAUUGGGAUUGGUGGCUGCACCCUGUCUUCCUGGCUCACGUGUCGACUAGCCAGCUACGAGCAGAGGAGGAUGUUCUCUGAAAGGGAGCAUUCGCUGCACCACUCUCAUGAAAUGGCCGAGAAAAGAUUGAGGGCUAUUGAAAUAACCGACUUGCCCAGCUGCCCGGUGGUGCCCCCGACACCAGAGUUACCUACAAGGAAAUGACAGACAACAUGAGCAAUGGAGGACCACAACUGAUAUUUAAUGGAAGAGUAUAAUCAAUGUUUUAAAGAACUGAACAUUUUUUAGGAUUUUCAUGAGGGAAGGAAAUACCAAAGGACUAGGAGAUAAAAUUAAAACAGUUCUUGCAUUUGCUGUUAUCUCUCUUGAGCACCCACUGUAAUUAUUCUCCCACAGUUUUGCCUCAUUUAUUUCUUCAGCUUUUUUAUUGGGUGAAGCCUUCAGUAAUGCAGUAAUUUUAGCAGAAUUCCCAGAUUGUUCUAAAGACUUUUCAGGAAAAAAAAAAAAAGAGGAAUAAGCAGAUUCAUAUUCUACAAAACCACUAUUUGACUAGCAUGAGUGUUAGAUUUGUAAUGAUAUAUUUCAUAAAAAUAAUCGAAAGUACAAAUAUCAAGAAGUAACAAUAACCUACUGAUGUCUUUGUUUUGAAAGACAAUGGCUUCAAAGAAUACCACAAUUCAAAACCUCAGCAAUGCCUUGUUGUAAAAACAUAAUUAUUUCCAAUUUGUGAAUGAACUAUAUUUCAUAAUUUAUUUGUAAAUGAUAAAAAAACAAAAACAUAAACAAGAAUUUUUUUAGAGAGAGACAAUGCUAAUCUGUAUGAUAUUUUUGCAUUUUUGCACAAGAGUGAAAAAUUAUAAAUGAACAUCAUUUAAGGAAAAUAAAUAUGCUUUCAUUAUACUGUGCAGAUUGAUCUGCAUGUUCAUGAAUGAGCCUAAGAAUAAAAUAAAGUGUGUGUGUGUGUACAUAUACUGUAAAUAUAGAAAAUAUAUACAGCAUAUAUUUAUAGCACUCAUGAAUGUAAAUAGGUAGUCAAAAAGAAAUUAUAAUACUGUUGGGAUAUUAUCAAGAUUCUAUCCCCAAAGAUAUGGGAAAGCAAUUUUUCAAGGCUUUUAUAUGCCCACAAAAUCACACAUUUGAUUUCUACUAAAUUUGUUCAUUUUUAUUCUUUUUAUUAUGUCUGCUGUGUGUAAAUUUCAUUGUGACUGACAUUUAUGGAGUUGAGAUAUCUGAAUAGGGUAGUAUAAAGAUAGAUUACUUAUUUGGCUAUUUUACUUUUAGGGUAUUUAUGUAAUAACAAUGAUCAAUACUGAUUUAUAAACAUAACAACUUUAAAUCACAUACUUCCACCUUAUAAAUAUAAACAUAAUGACUUGUGAUUAUUCAUGAUACUUCUAUUUCAACACUUUACAGCCCUGAUGAUGUAUGCCCAAAUGGUAAAGUUAUAAUUAGCUUUGGUAGAACUUAAUUUAGUUUUUUUUAACUUUAUAAUUUACAUGAAACAAUACAAACCAUUUUUAAAAAUACAUUUAUUCAAAGAACCUGAAAGAGUUCUUUGUAAAAGGAAAUAGGCCUACAUUUAUAUAGCUAGAUUUAAAUCUUCCAUAAUGGAAUGUUAAAAUAGAAAUCUAUGAUAAAAUGAAUAGGCAAGAAAAUAGCAUAGUCUUUGACAUAUUUAUGAGAAUAAAACCUCUGGUAAUAGAUUUUAAAAAUGUAAUAUUUUAAAAUAUGUAAUUCUCACUGUAUUGUAUACUUUUAUUUUUUCCCCAAAGCUAGUCAGUUUUCAAGUCAUUUUUAUGAGUUACUUAUUGAGCCAUAGGUAAAUUCAACCUUUAAUGUUCAGGAUGAGAACAUGUUAUAAUUUAGAAACAAAAUAUGGGUUUUAAUUAUAACAAAAUAAUAAUUCCAGUUAAUGGAAAUCUGAAGGUAUUUUAGUUUUAGAGCAACAUGAUCAUCACCUGCCCCAUUUAAGUCAACUCAUAAGAAAAUUCUGGCUGUAUAUAAUCAAAAGAAAUAACUGAACUAUGGUUGGUGUAGUGUUUGAAGUCUUCUAACUCAUAUGAAUAACUUCUUUAUCCAGCACAUUACAAAAGUUGCCCAUAAAUGCAACCUCAAUAGUAAAUCAACAUUAUCACUGUUCUAUUGAUGCCACAAACAGGCAUAAUCAUUGUCACUGAAAAUAUAAACUAUACAAUGCAGAUAUUUUGUAUAUAUCUGGCUCUACUGAAUUUACACAAGGAUGUAGUUUUGUACUGAGGGAAUAACCACUGACUCUAAUUUUAGGUGGCAUUUCUUUGUAGACGUGUUUGUAUAAUACAGAGUUAUAAUACAUCAGUAAGAUGUUUUAAUGCCUUUUGAAAUAAUCUAUGAAAUCACCCAUCAAAGGACAAAAGUAAGCAUCUCAUUGCUUUGAUAUAGAGUUACGAAGAGAUGCUAUCAUUACAAUUAUCCACAUAGUCUACAGUGUAUAUAACCAAGUAUAGAUAUGUCUUUAAAUGUAGUUAUUUUAACCCAGUAUUUUCAGGGCUCAGUUAUUUAGAGGGAUUUAUUUGUGAUUUAUAGCGAUUCUUUCUGAAUUAAACAGGGGAAGUUAGGAAGACAUUGUUCAAGUAGCUGAAAAUUUAAUUUUCACAAUAAAUUGAGCUAUGAACUAGAACAUUUUAAGUGACUGCAUUACAGUUUUAGUAUGAGCCUACCCUUGGGAGAAAGUAAGUUAGGAAAAAAAUAUGUGAAACUAGUGUGGUGGUGUGCUAUAGAGACUAGCUACAAAAAGAUGCAGUUAUUAGAAGCGUAAAAGAAUAAAAGUGGACUCUGGAAAAUUUUAAACAUAUAUGUGCAUAUAUGUAUAAACACACAUACACACAUAUAUAUACAAUCGUUUAGAAGUGGAACAUGGUAUGAUGACUCUAUGGAUAUGUCUAUGUAAUAAAAUGGUGUGCUUUGAAACUA